This is a messenger RNA of Sparassis crispa, 1056 nucleotides long. RefSeq lists its product with no specific name. The transcript has 6 exons. Lineage: Eukaryota; Fungi; Basidiomycota; Agaricomycetes; Polyporales; Sparassidaceae. The record is from RefSeq and is a predicted model, not a curated record. Bases 1 to 1056 code for a protein of 351 amino acids.
AUGGUCAAGUAUUCCGUUGCGGUACCCCGCAACCCUCGCUACAUCGCCGUACUCGUCCUCUGCGGCCUCGCCACGGUCUACUUCCUUUCGCGACAAUCGCCAUCACAAUAUUUUCGCGGGACAAGCUCAGGAAAGUCGCUAAAAUGGAUGCUCAUUGAUGAGGAGCAGCAUUAUGACAAGGUCUUGCGGGAUCGGGAAGCAAUGGUGCGGAAAUGGGGUCCCACGUCGGGCUUGGUCGAGGCGUUCCCUCCCAAGCGUGACUUCUACACGCUCUGGGACUUUUUCAUUCCCGCAUUCAAUUGUCCCCACCGUGUCGAGCGCAUAGGCACCAUGGGUGACGGCGGGAAAUGGGUCUGCGGCAUGGACCGCAUAGCUAAACAGAAAGAAUGUGUAGUGUACUCCUUCGGCGUUAAUGGCGAAUCCUCUUUUGAAGCUGAGAUUCUCGAACGCGCUCCCGGGUGCCAGAUCUGGGGCUACGACUUCAGCGUUCCAUCCUUCGGCCCCGAGAUCGAGCUGGUGCCGGAGUUGAAAGAGCGUGCGCAUUUCUACCCGUAUGCGCUCGGAGACGUGAACAAUCACGGGCCCGGAGCGGACCCGCCAGUGUACACUCUUGCGUCGCUCAUGGAGGUCAACGGACACAACUUCAUUGACAUCCUCAAGAUCGACAUUGAAGGCAACGAGUUCACGUCGCUAGAGAAGUUCCUCGAGUUCUACACAUCCGGGGCUGGCGCGAAUCGUCGGUAUGGGCGCCCGCCGAUCAACGCCCCCCCUGCAGCGUGGAAGGAGCCCGACGUGGUAUUGCCCAUCGGUCAGAUCCAGAUUGAGAUCCACGCGCGCACGGACACAGACUACGGCACUUUCUCUGCGUUCAAGGGGUGGUGGGAGAAGCUCGAGGCGGCGGGCCUGCGUCCAUUCUGGACUGAGCCCAACAUGGUGUACGUUAACUUAAUUAGAGGAGCGCGGCCUGACUUGGUCGAGUACUCGUUCAUGAACCUUCGCGGUAACCACGCUCUCGUCUCUGACCGCUUCGACGAGAGUCGGAGGCGACGGGAGUGA